Molecule: messenger RNA, 5309 nt
Organism: Rhineura floridana
Lineage: Eukaryota; Metazoa; Chordata; Lepidosauria; Squamata; Rhineuridae
Product: transforming growth factor beta activator LRRC32-like
Exons: 2
Coding region: 1-2115 (704 amino acids)
Cellular component (GO): plasma membrane
Molecular function (GO): protein binding
Source: RefSeq, a predicted model, not a curated record
AUGGCUUUUCUUUAUGGGUGCUUCAUCCUCUGGCCGCUGCUGCUGCCGCUGCCAGUCCUCCUGAGCGCGCAGCCUGACUGGGAGGAGACCCCAAAGCCUCUGCCAUGCCAGAAGAUCUCGCUUUACAUAUCCUGCAAAGGCCGAGGCUUCUCCACUUUUCCACAGGGACUUGGCUAUGGAAUUAAGCGGAUUGAUGUCUCUCAUAAUGCCAUCUUAAACCUGACAGAGAGUGACACAGCCACUCUAGAGCACUUGGAGCAGCUGGACCUGGGCUCAAACCGCCUGCAGUGGGUGUCAGAGAGAGCCCUGAAGCACCUUGUCCGCCUUCACUCUCUGAUCCUAGCCACAAACCAUCUCCAUCGGGACUACAACUCCAAUGCAAAAGCUUUCCUGGCGCUGGUGAGUUUGGUAGCCCUUGACCUCUCGGCAAACAACUUAGACAAUGACAUGGUGGCUUUGUACCUUCACAGCCUCCCCUCUUUAGAGCGGCUGGACCUCUCCAGGAACCACGUGACUCGACUGUCAGAGAGCAUCUUCCAAGGCAUGCCAAAGCUAAGGGAGAUCAACAUGAAAAGCAAUUACAUUGCAGAGAUUGAGGAAGGAGCUUUUACCCUGCUGAGCGGCUUGGAGGUGCUGAACUUGGCCAUGAAUUCCCUUCCCUGCAUCUCAGGCUUCAGCCUAACCCAGCUGCGCAUUUUAAACCUCAGCUACAACAUGCUGGAGUUCUUUGAGGUAGCAGAAGGAGGGCUGGCUAGUGGGGAGGCUCCCUACCAGCUGCAGGCCUUGGACCUCAGUCACAACCGGCUGGUUCUCCUCCCGCUGCUCCCCAGAAGAAACCAGCUGGGGCAUCUCAACGUCUCACACAACACCAUUGCCCUCUUGGCAGCCAGCUCCACCAGGACAGAGUUAUAUUCACCUGGUCAUUACAGGCGGCCCUGGGACAUGUCCAGUGCCAAUCUUCGCUUGAGAAAGGUAACCGACUUGGAUCUGAGCAACAACCAUCUGGAAUCAUUUCCAGUCAGAUUCCUUUACAGCUUGAAUUCUCUCCAGUCUCUUAGCAUGGGUAUGAACUGCCUUCAGGACAUCACUGUAGAACUGCCCACUAAUUGCAGUUUUCAGAGCCCUGAUGCCAACAGAAGACAGCCUGGGGUUGGGGUUAGGCAGGACCUCAUCUCGCUGUCAGUGAGGAAGCUGGAUCUCCAAGGAAAUGCCAUACAUUACUUGCCACAAUGUUUUUUUGACAUUAUGCCUGAUCUGGAGGCAGUGGACAUGAGUCUCAACAACAUCCAGCUCUGUAGGGCAUGGAAUGUCUCCAAGAGAGAACGCCCUUCAGCUGAAAGAGAGAACUGCACAAGCUUCCAGCGCAUCCCCCGGCUCAGGCACCUCAGCUUGCGUGGGAACAACCUUGGCACAGUGCACAGCCAUCAGUUCAGUCACACCCCUUUGUCUUCUCUGGACCUGUCGGAGAACAAGGGCUUGUCCAUGCCAGGAGCUGCUUUGGAGGGUCUGGAAUCUUCUUUGCAGGAGCUCUCUUUAAGAGGAAGCCAGAUGAAGAUCUCUGGCCUGAACUUCCCUUGCCUUGGGGUGCUGAAAAGACUGGACUUGUCAGAAAACAAGCUGAGCCUUUUGCCUCGCAGCCUGCAUUGUGCUCCACUGGAGAAGCUGAACAUCCGAGCAAACCGCCUGCCGAGCUUAGAGGAAGCUACAGUCAUGCACCUGGCAAGGAGUCUCCAGUCCAUGUCUGUGGCAGGGAAUCCCUUCAGCUGCUGUGAGCUGCAAUGGCUAGAUGUCCUAGGUGCCUCGGCUAUCACUGUGCCAGAUUUGGACGAAACCCUGUGUUAUUACCGUGACAGGGGCAAAAACUUUACAGCUCGGAUCAGCGACAAAGAUGCUGUGCACCUUUGCCCUCCUGAGGCACCCAGGGCCUCGCUGGCUGUGCUGAUGGCUUGUCUUUGCUCGCUUUGUCUUCCCUGUAGCAUCUGUUACUUUGUGAAAAAGGGCAAGAAGCACAUGCCGCUCUACUUGGGAUUCCUGAGCAACAAGGUGGACCCCGCUCCGUAUCUGAGCAAGGAGACAAGUGGACAGACCGCAACAGACAACAUCACAAAAGUCUAGGAAAAGGAAGAGGGUAGGAUUUCUCUUUAAAUAGCCACCCUUCCCGAGGGGGGGAUGCGGGCAACACAGUGGCUUGUAAAUGGCCUGCAGAAUUUCUGCUGCUGCUUCUGUUGCUGCUGGGGUGGGCAAAUACUACUACUACUAAAUCUAGCACCUAGGAAACGAUCAGACAUUAGUGUACCUAGCUCAGUAUUGUCUACACCAGCCUUUUUCAACCAGUGUGCCUCCAGAUGUUGUUGGACCACAACUCCCAUCAGCCUCAGCCAGCAUUGCCAAAGGUCAGGAAGAUGGGAGGUGGUCCAACAACUUCUGGAGGCACACUGGUUGGGAAAGGCUGGUCUACACUAACAGACAGUGGCUUUCCAGGGUUUCAGGCAGGGAAUGCUCUCAGCCUUACCUGGAGAUACAGCAAGGGACUGAACCCUGGGACCUUCUGCAUGCAAAGAUGCUCUGCUACGGAGCUAUGGCCCUUCGCAGGGGGAAAAAAAAGUGCUCCGGCCUAUUUGCCUGCAGUCUGGCAGGCUUCUUACCCAGGGCACCUUUGUUAUGCCUGCAAUUUUCAGAUAACUUGUCCACAAAACACUAGGGAAGAUUAAGUGCUUCCUUUUCCUUCUUUUUUAUUCAAUUUCCUUUUGUAAGCCAAAAAACGAAAACAAAACUAUAAUGACUGCCCUUGGGGGAAACCGCUGCAGCUCUCCUGCAGAAAUUUGGAAUACUGUGUACAGUUCUGGUCACCUCAUCUCAAAAAAGGAUAUUAUAGAGUUGGAAAAGGUUCAGAAGAGGGCAACCAGAAUGAUCAAGGGGAUGGAGCGACUCCCUUAUGAGGAAAGGUUGCAGCAUUUGGCACUUUUUAGUUUAGAGAAUGAACUUACAAGAUCUGAACAGGGUGGUUCAUGACAGAUGCUCUUGGAGGUUGCUGAUUCAUAGGGUCGCCAUAAGUUGUAAUCGACUUGAAGGCACAUAACAACAAAGUUUAGAGAAAAGGCGGGUCAGAGGAGAGAUGACAGAAAUGUAUAAAAUUAUGCAUGGCAUUGAGAAAGCGGAUAGAGAAAAGUUUUUCUCCCUCUCAUAAUCCUAGAACUCGUGGACAUUCAAAGAAGCUGAAUGUUGGAAGAUUCAGGACAGACAAGAGGAAGUACUUCUUUACUCAGCGCAUAGUUAAACUAUGGAAUUUGCUCCCACAAGAUGCAGUAAUGGCCACCAGCUUGGAUGGCUUUAAAAGAUUAGACAAAUUCAUGGAGGACAGGGCUAUCAAUGGCUACUAGCCAUGAUGGCUGUGCUCUGCCACCCUAGUCAGAGGCAGCAUGCUUCUGAAAACCAGUUGCCGGAAGCCUCAGGAGGGGAGAGUGUUCUUGCACUCGGGUCCUGCUUGCGGGCUUCCCCCAGGCACCUGGUUGGCCACUGUGAGAACAGGAUGCUGGACUAGAUGGGCCACUGGCCUGAUCCAGCAGGCUCUUCUUAUGUUCUUAAAUCUGUCAAGAUGCAUGCUCUCCAAAGGGGCAAGCUAGCCUGCAAAUUUCAUCCAAGACUACCCAAAAAUAAAAGUUAUAGGCAAACACAUUUUAAAGUGUCCAAAACAAAAGUCCCUGGGCCUAUUUGGCUGUAAUUUGGCAGGUGUUCCUUUACCUUGGGGAGGCUACGAUGCCUGAAAAGUUCAUCCACUUCUGUAAAAAGUGAUGGUGGUGGUGAGACUGAAUGCAGUAGGACAUAAAUAUUUGCUUUAAGCUACUGUAUAAUCUAUGGUAUAUUCUACACAAUUUGAGUUUUAGAUGCUGUAUAUUGUACACUGCCAGUGUGAUGUAAUGAUUAAGAAUACUAGACCAGGACCAGGGAGUGCAGGAGGUCAAAUAUGAAGCUCACUUCAGGACCUUGGGCCCGUCACUCACUCUCAGCCUACCCUACAGCAUAGGGUUGUUGUGAUGAUGCAGUGGGGAGAGGCAGACCUAUGUAUGCCACCUUGAGCUCCUUGAAGGAAAGAUAGGAUAUAAAUAAGUAGAAUACACAUUUUGGUUAUUAUUGGUGUGGGGGUACCAUACCUGACAGUGUCUUGCGCCCAAGGAAGGUUUUGGGACAGAUAUCAUCCAAUGUCAUCUCAUAGAGGAUACUGUCCUGGAGGUUGUAAAGUAUGAUUUGGCAUGGCCUUGAGCUUAUUGUGGGAUGCACACCCUGAGUUCCUGCCUUGUUUUAGAUGUCUUCUGAAAACCUUAUUAUUUAGACAGGCUGUCACAGUAUGAAUUUCUUUUUAAAAAAUCUACCGAUGCUUUAUUGAUGUUUUCAGUUAUGGAUACUUGUACUGAUGUUGUUAUGUUUGUAUGUUGAACACUGCCUUGAUAUAUCUAACAGACAUAGACACAACAACCAAUACUUAUCAAAAUAGUUGGAAAUUACAGCCUGCUUGUCAGAUCUCAACAGAUGCUUGGAACUGGAUUUGGCAAAAUAUCCCACAACAGGUAGUCACUAUAAAUUUGAAAGAAAAUUUCUAUAAAUUUAUUUUCUGAUGGUAUUUAACUCCCGCAAGGCUUAAUUAUAUUUAUAAUAAUGUUGGCAACAUGUGCUGGAGAUGUAAGACAAUAAAUGCAGAUAUAACCCACAUUUUUUUGGUUUGUCCCCAAAAUAAUAAUUAAAAAAUUGGUGAGAAAUAAUACAUGCAAUUGAAAUUAUGACAUGCUACAAGUUACCAUUAGAUCCUUUGGUUAUGUUGUUUGGUUUUAUAAAGGACUAAAUGUUACCUCAUGAUAUAGAAAAGGUAUCUUUUAAUAGCCACUUGAAUGUUGAUUGCUGUCAGUUGGAAGAAGACAAGAAUGCUUACUGUGGGGAAUUAGAUGGUGUUACUUUCCAUGUCUGGUCAAUCUCACUACCAUGGUGAGGGUCAGAGAGGGUGGGCAACAGAACAAUCUUUUUGCAGAGAAAUGGAGCAUGUUUGUUAUGAACUGGAGGAACAUUGCUCUUCUCCCAGGCAUUUUAGUAUGUGUUAAAAUUGUUUUUUAACUUUUUAAGAAUUUAAAAAUUUUAAAGUUGUUUUAAAUUGUCUAAAUAUGUGGUUUAUUGUAUUUGAUGUAGGACUGUCGUGAACCGCCCAGAGAGCUUCGGCUAUGGGGCGGUAUAUACAUUUAAUAAAAUAAAUAAAUAAAUAAAAGGAUGUAUAACCUGGUACAUUGCUGGGUUCAUUGUGAUAUGUAGCGUUUCAGAUAUGU